GUGACACAAAAUUCGCCACGACGUCAAUUCGAAUAUAACACAAGACACGAAUCAUUACUAUAAAAGGAGGCCAGAUAAGUCUGUAUAUUCAGUGAGGAAGGGCUUCUAGACGAUUAACAAGGCAUUUGCAGACCCUGCGUAGAUAACUGCAACCAUGUCUAGCAAGCAAGGUGGAAAGGCAAAGCCCCUGAAGCAGCCAAAGCAAGAGAAAAAGGAGUAUGAUGAGCAUGACCUCGCAAAUAUUCAAAAGAAAAAGGAUGAGGAGAAGGCCUUGAAGGAGUUAAAAACCAAGGCACAACAGAAAGGUUCUUUUGGUGGAUCCGGAUUGAAGAAAAGCGGAAAAAAAUAGGCACUGCAAAUGAUGGUUAUUUGCAGCCUGAAUUUACUAUAGUGUUUGCAUAGGAGAGUGUUUACUUAAAUAUGCAACAUGGUUAAGGAUGCCUAAAAUUAUAGCCCUUCCAGACUAAGCUAACUUUCAUUUAUGUGUCAAUGUGGUGAUAUCUGAGUAAGUAAUUAAGGACUUUUGUAGUA
This is a messenger RNA of Cryptomeria japonica (Japanese cedar), 531 nucleotides long. RefSeq lists its product as uncharacterized. The coding region runs from base 155 to 349 and encodes 64 amino acids. NCBI's taxonomy places the organism in Eukaryota, Viridiplantae, Streptophyta, Pinopsida, Cupressales, Cupressaceae. The transcript is spliced from 4 exons. The record is from RefSeq and is a predicted model, not a curated record.